AAUGAAUACGUACAAAUGUAUUGCAGCCCCUAAAAUGCCCCAAGUAAAUGGAUCCCAUUAUUGAACCUCGUGUUGGCUUUCUGAUCCACACCCACCUAGUUCGUCGAUAAACUUGCCGCUAGCCAUUAAAACCCCCACCAAACCAGUCCCCCACAAAUACCAACGAAAUUCAUUUCUUCAGCUCCCACCAUUAUAUUGCAAUUGUCAGGAGCCCAUUCCAUCCAAUCUCUAGCUAGUGGCCGGUACCCUGAGUCAAACAACUGAGGCACAGAGUACUCAUGAGAAUGGCAUACAUAUACAUUCCAUGGCUCUUGGUAGCCCAGUUUCUGCUGCUAGUCCCUUUAACUACAAGUAAAGUUCCGGCCAUCAUAGUGUUUGGAGACUCAACCGUGGAUGCAGGAAACAACAACGUCAUUCCGACUCUUCUCAAGAGCAACUUCAAGCCUUAUGGACGUGAUUUUCCUGGCGGCCGCCCCACGGGACGGUUCUCCGAUGGCCGUGUUCCUCCCGACUUUAUUUCUGAGGCUUUUGGGCUCAAACCAUUAGUACCCGCCUACUUGGAUCCUGCCUACACUAUAGCAGAUUUUGCCACUGGAGUUUGCUUUGCUUCUGCUGGAACAGGCUAUGACAAUGCAACUUCUGAUGUAUUAAAUGUGAUACCAAUGUGGAAGGAAUUGGAAUACUACAAGGAUUACCAAAACAAAUUGAGAGCUUAUCUUGGCAAAGAAAAGGCUAAUGAAAUUUUUAGCGAGGCCUUAUAUUUGAUGAGCUUAGGAACAAACGAUUUCCUAGAGAACUACUACAUAUUCCCAACUCGGCAGUCUCAAUUCACCAUCAAACAGUAUCAGGAUUUUCUCGUUGGCCUUUCUGAGAAAUUCAUUAGGGACCUGUAUGGUCUUGGAGGUCGGAAACUAUCCCUUACUGGGGUUCCUCCAAUGGGGUGUUUGCCACUGGAGAGACUCACAAAUUUUCUGGAAGAUCAUGACUGCAAUGAGGAAUACAACAAUGUGGCUUUGGAAUUUAAUGGGAAGUUGAACAAUAUGGUGAGAAGGCUGAAUAAGGAGCUUCGUGGGCUCAAAAUUGUGUUUGCCGAUGCAUAUCACAUUGUCUAUCAAAUGAUUAGAAGACCUUCUUUAUACGGAUUUGAGGAAGUAGGAAUGGCAUGUUGUUCGACGGGGACGUUCGAGAUGAGUUACCUGUGCAGCGACAGCAGUCCACUUACAUGCACGGAUGCGACUAAGUAUGUAUUUUGGGAUGCCUUCCACCCUACAGAGAAAACAAAUCGCAUAGUCGUCGAUCAUUUAUUACACAGUCUUCGAGGAAAGUUUCGUUGAUCGAUCGAUCGAUCCAUUAAUUAAUCAAAACUAAUUAAUAAAUAAAUCUAUCAUCAAUUUCUUCUGGAUUUUUAUGAUAUAUAUACAUAUAUAUAUAUAUAUUUAUCAGAGGAUUUAUUCAGCUCUAGCUGAUCAAAGAGAGCAUUAGGGGUUGGAAACCCACUAAUGCAUGUACUAUUUAAUUUUAUGUUGCAUAUAUAUAUCUUUGUGUUUUGAUAAUUAAAUUUACUUAUGAAAAAACAAGGUUAUAAAUUAAGUUGAAUUUUGUCAACUCGAUCAACAUUUAUCAUA
Molecule: messenger RNA, 1625 nt
Organism: Alnus glutinosa
Lineage: Eukaryota; Viridiplantae; Streptophyta; Magnoliopsida; Fagales; Betulaceae
Product: GDSL esterase/lipase At2g42990-like
Exons: 3
Coding region: 279-1334 (351 amino acids)
Molecular function (GO): hydrolase activity, acting on ester bonds
Source: RefSeq, a predicted model, not a curated record